This is a messenger RNA of Ruditapes philippinarum (Manila clam), 1462 nucleotides long. Its product is annotated as 41 kDa spicule matrix protein-like. Lineage: Eukaryota; Metazoa; Mollusca; Bivalvia; Venerida; Veneridae. The transcript has 2 exons. The record is from RefSeq and is a predicted model, not a curated record. Bases 165 to 917 code for a protein of 250 amino acids.
GAGUACAUCAGCUGGAAAGAAAAGUGCUCAGAGUACCUCAGAAAGUGUUCAAAAAGUCCAGCAGGGUACCAGUCUUGAUUUGACUGACCUUGAGGCUCGAGAACCAAAGAGUCAUACAAAAUAUAAUAGCUUCUUCAUCAAAGCCUAUAGCAGCUGCUAAUAUUAUGACACAGCCAGUCACCAGUACAACUCCAACUAAACCUGUAGCCAGUCCAAGCCAGAUUGAAGCUCAGGCUAAUAGAAAUGACAUAUUAAUGUCACAGUCUGCAGCUGGUUUCCCAGGAAUGCUUGGAACCCAGUCUACAACAGGAAGUUUACCAGGAAUGCUUGGAGCCCAGUCCACAACAGGAAGUUUACCAGCAGGAAUGUUUGGGACCCAGUCCACCACAGGAAGUUUACCAGGAAUGCUUGGAACCCAGUCUACCACAAGUUUACCAGCAGGAAUGUUUGGAAACCAGUCCACCACAGGAAGUUUACCAGGAAUGCUUGGAGACCAGUCUGCAGCAGGAAGUUUACCAGGAAUGAUUGGAGCUCAGAACAUGUUGCUUUUACAACAGCAGCAGAGAAUGUUUAACCCUUUGUUUAUGACCCAGACUGGUCUCCCAAAUACCGGUAUGGGGGACAUGGCCAACUCUUUCAUGGCUAAUAAUCUGGCACUUGGAGCUGGACUGAAUCCCAACUUACAGGCAGGACAAAUACCUCAACUUAAUCCACUUUUAUUUCAACAAUUACAAGCUAGUCAUGCAAAUAUGGCUGGAGUAGGGAACAUGAAUCCAUUAGGGACAUUCCCAUCUCUAGGACGGGGUCAGCCAAUAAACCCGUCUGCUGCAGGGUUAGUUCCAGGAAUGUUACCACUUCUCCAGCACUUAUCAGCUGGUAGGGCAGGCAGAGGUUCAAGCCAGUGUAAUAACCAAUAACCCAGCAAUUGUGUAGUGAGAUUAUUGUUUUUAAUUUCAAUUUUAGGGCAUUCAAUUCUAAUUUAACUUCCAUGGAAGGAAGUCUCAUAUGCAAAUACAAAGUCUUUCUAUGUAAAUAAUUUGUUUGUUUUAUCCCGUUUUGUUGUUGUUUUUAAAAUUAUGUUUAUUUUAUGUAUUUUUUUAUGCUUUAAGCAGACCUCGUGUUACUUUUUAGUUUGAAUUUGUCAGCAGAUUAGUCAAUGUACCAAACAGUAUUUAACCUUAUGUAUAAUUAAUUAAUCGUGUUUAAUUUGCUCUAAAUUUUAAAAUAUUUGUAUAUAUACUUGUGCUGCAUUUAACAUAAAAACCUCUACAUUAAGGUGCUAUACAUGUAUAUAUUUGUAUAUCUGACAGUGCUAUAUGUGGAAAUAUGUUCUUAUAUGCUACUAAUGUUUUAUCUGGGCAAUUAUAACUAACCAAUCGUUCUUUGUAAAAUGAUGAAGUUAAAUUAUUUUUCAUAGAGCCAUGUAUUUUGUACAUAGCAAAAGUUCCAAAUUGUGCUUAAA